Molecule: messenger RNA, 1218 nt
Organism: Naegleria fowleri
Lineage: Eukaryota; Heterolobosea; Eutetramitea; Acrasida; Naegleriidae
Exons: 1
Coding region: 1-1218 (405 amino acids)
Source: RefSeq, a predicted model, not a curated record
AUGAGUAAUCAAAAGGAGAGCUCAAACAGCUCACCUUCGGGAUCGGGUUCGCACAAGCUUCAAUUUGACGACCUGAUUCAAAUGCUCAAAAAGAGUUUCAUUGAUGAAACAAAAGAGCUGCGUGAUGAAGUGAUGGAAUGGAAAGUGAAGUGUAAAGAGCUGGAAAAGCAAAACAGCAUUCUGGACUACCGAGUUAAGGGAUCAAAUAACAAAAUCGUGGAAUUGGAAAAGAAAAUUGAAGAACUGGAAGAGCAGAAAAACUCGUCUCUCAGAAAGUACUACGACUUGAAGAAAGAGUAUGAGGAUCUCACACAAUUUAAAGCAUCCAUAACGAAUAUGGUGAGUCCAACAAAAGAAAAGCCAAAAGCACCAAUUGUAACUGGUUCAUCCUCUUAUGCUUCGUCGAUAUCAAGCAUUGCAACAAAUCUGUCCAACAAAUUCUCCUCUCCAGAAAUAAGGAAAACCUCAACAGCCAUGAUCGGAUCGACAGAGUUUUCAAGUUUAAGCAGCGACAGUAUUUUAGAAACCCCACAUCAACAAAAAGAGUAUGUUCCUGUCUUAACAACAUCUCAACAGAGAAGUAGAUAUGGAUCGGAUUCUCCAAUUGUCAUCCAUUCAAAUUCUUAUCAGCGAGAUCAACCUUACCGAAGUAGAAGCGCGACGCUGUCCACUCAAAGAAAGAGGUCUUCCAUCCUAAAAGAUUCGUCAUCAUUGUCGAAAGAAAAGAAUGUGAAAUUCUCCCCCAAUACUAAGGGAAGUGAUGACAGCAAUCAAAAUAAUUCUUCGUUUGUGGCACCACCAACUCCUCACUCGUCGUUUGGAGUGCAGUACUCAAAAAGAGGACACUCAAUGAAAUCUUCUGAAUCCACAGAUGUUUCAAGAAGUAACAAUGAACGCAUCAUCUCUACUCCUUCUCGAAGAGUAUAUUCCGAAAAAGCUGAAACAAAUUUGGACACUUCGUCAAGACGACAAACUUCUAUUGAUCUGGACAACCUCAAUGACGAAACUGCUGACGGUGGCGCUCAAGAAUUAUAUUUGAAAGUCAAAAAAGCGCUCACACCAGAAGAAUUUAAAGCAUUCAGCACAAACAUUAGAAAGUUAAACAUGGGAGAACAAUCCAUUACCACAACACUAGUGAAUCUAAGAGAGGUGAUUGGAGAGGAUCGACAGAAUUUAUACUCACAACUAAAGCGAGCCAUCUCCUCAGGAGAAAUGUAA